Dendronephthya gigantea is the source of this 4968-nucleotide messenger RNA. RefSeq lists its product as uncharacterized. NCBI's taxonomy places the organism in Eukaryota, Metazoa, Cnidaria, Anthozoa, Malacalcyonacea, Nephtheidae. Gene Ontology annotation, biological process: protein phosphorylation. The record is from RefSeq and is a predicted model, not a curated record. Gene Ontology annotation, molecular function: protein kinase activity; ATP binding. Bases 219 to 2999 code for a protein of 926 amino acids. The transcript has 8 exons.
UCGAACAUUUGGCUGGAACUUCUCCAGGUUCUGAACAUUACAUUAGUAUAUAUAUGGCUUCGUUGGUUUUGUUUCUUUCCACUGUUGCUGUCAGUUGGUAGUGAUUUGAUAAUUUAGAUCAAAGGCAAAGUGAUCGAUAAACGUUUGCCUUUCAUUGAAUGAAAUUCAUUCAAGAGUAGAGACUAGAGGCAUUUUCCGUAUUUUCAGAUGCAAAAAACAUGGAUGUAUGGAAGCGGACAGAAUUACUGAGUCUCUAUAAGAGGGUGGAAGAUGCUUUAAAAACUUGUGACGAGAAAAUGCUGCAGAGUUUAAAUACCAAGUUUUGCGUUAAAAACAUCGUUGGUGAAAUUCAGCUAAGGAUGAAUAAGCUUCAAGUUAAAGAAUAUGUUGUUCUUAUUGCAGGUGAGACUAGCGCCGGAAAAAGUAGUUUCAUCAACCUAAUCCUUGGAGAAGAAAUUCUUCCAUCUUGUAACCUGCCUGCGACAGCAACUAUUUGUGAAUUAAGAUAUGGAGAGGUAAGAAAGCUUGUAGCAUAUUACAAAGAUGAGCAGAAACCAGAGAAGCGUACCUUACAAUCCGAGACGACAACCAAAGAAGAGCUUAUCUUACGAGACCCAGCAGAAGGACAGAGCUAUCUUGAUCAACUGGCAGAAUAUUUGAAUCAAAGGGGUGACCUUGAAAAAGGAUCACCCUUCAAAAAAUGUGAACUAUUUUGGCCUCACGAUUUGCUUAAGAAUAACAUAGUCAUUGUUGACAGUCCAGGAAUUGGCGAAUCAAAUGUUUUAGAUGAUGUUGUGAAUGAUUAUCUUCUGACCGCGUUUUGUUUUGUUUAUGUCAUUAACAGCAGUAAUGCAGGGGGAGUUCAAAGUGAUCGGAUACUCAAGCUUUUGGAGAGAGUUAAAAGCCAAUCCCCCGAAUGCUUUCUUUGUGAACGUGCCGUGUUCGUCUGUAAUAAAUGGGACCUAAUCAAAAGUAAUGAAGAAACCGAUGUCAAAAAAUAUACAAUCGAUCGUCUCAGAAAAACAUGGCCAAAUUUGAAUCCAAAGACCCAGGUGGUUCAAAUGUCAACCACCAAUGCGGUUGAAGCUCAAGGUUUCGGGAUUAAAUCUGAACCGUUUGUUACAGUUAUGGACGCAAUCAAAACAAUGAUGCUCAAAACUAUUGCUGCAAGACUUCAAGCUGAGUGGAGGUGGUUAAAUGAUGUCCUUUCCAGGGUGAUAUUUCAAACAAAAUUGGUAAUAAAUCGAGCCCAAAGAGAUAAUUUGGCAAAUGAUCUUACGAAAGCUAUUUUUAUCUUAGCGGUGAUUGACGGUGAACGCAUUAAACAGGUUGAUCGCCUGGAAGAAGAGUUUAAAAAGAUAACCGCGAAAACAGUUCACGAAAUCCUAAAAUACCUUUCUUCGAGCACUUUUGAGACCAAUUUCAAGUCAUGGGAUGAAGAUGAAUGUCCCCAAGCGCAAAAAACCUGGGAAGAAACAGAGGAAAAAAUUUCUGAAGCGUUGAAGCAAAGGCUUACAGUGGAGAUUAGAAAGUGGGAAAAUCGGAAUCAUGUUAUUGAAAAUGCUCGGAAACUAUUGUUCAAUCACAUAACAAGGGAAAGAGAUAAUCUUCACGCGCGUAUACAAAAUGUGGAAGAUUACGUUGUUCAAGAUCCUGUUGAAGUCAGAUCUACAGAAGACGACGCAACGCUGACAACUGGAGAAAAAAUUUUGGUCGGAGUACUAUCUCCAAUUUUGGUACCUGUGGCACUGGUUGCUGGAAUUCUUAGCCUACCUGUUUUAGGUGUCAUUGCAAUAAAAAACGCCGUUCAAACGUCGGGAAAUCUUAAGGAGUAUAGUAACAAUAAACCGAAAUAUAUGAAAAACAAAGCUAUCGAUUUUCUUCGUCAUUCAAUCGUUCCAAUUCAGUUUCAUGCCUAUGUCUUACGGCAAUUUGAAGAAAUACGCAACAUCCUGGACGAGAUGAAGAAAAAAAUUCCAGCGAUGAUUGCCGCUGACAAAGAAUUCAUUAAUCUACUUAUUAAAGAGAGUGGGUCGAUAUUGCAAGAUGCCAAUAAAUACGCCCCUAUAUAUGAAGAAUGCUCUCAAAUAAUGGAUGAUUUAUCCAUUUUUGCCAUCAAUGGGGUUUUCCUUAGUGAUAUUGACGUUAAAAAACUAAAGUACACUAAGGAACCCUCACUUGGUCAUGGGUCGUUUGCAGAUGUUUUUAAAGGAAAGAUGACAACACAGGAAGGAGAAUCGUUGGAUGUUGCUGUUAAAGUCUGUAAAGAAGCGCUUACAACAAAGAAUGCUUCCAUGCUGUUAGCAGAAGAACAAAUGCUGAGAAAACUUGACCACAAGAAUGUAAUAAAGUUUUAUGGAAGAACUUUGCAGCCUGGUCCGAGUGGUUCGAAAUUUGUCUUCGUGAUGGAAUUAUGUGGAGAAAGUUUAAGAAAAUUUUUUCUUGACCAUCCAGAUUGUAUUCCAGCGAACGCAACAGCAAAGAAUGUAGUUCAAAAAAUUAAAUCUGUGUUACAAAGAGCAAAGGAUAUUGCGGCGGGGCUUGAAUAUCUGCAUGGCCUUGGUAUUGUUCAUCGGGACUUAAAGCCAGAAAACAUCCUGUUUGGGAAAGACAAUUGCAUGAAAAUAGCUGAUGUUGGUAUUUCGAAGGAUGUAACAGAAGUUACAGGAACGAUGGCUGGAACACCCGUGUACAUGGCCCCAGAAAUAUUUUCUGGCAAAAUUUGUGAUGCCAGUGCUGAUAUUUACAGUUUCGGGCUGAUCUUGUGGGAGAUGUGGUAUGGUGGUGAGGUAGUUUACAGUGAGCUUCACAAUCUGUCAUUCAAGAGAUUUCGCGAGUUGAUUGCAAUUGGCUACAGACCAAAAUGCAACGCCGUAGGGGGUAUUGCAGAAAAGUAUGGGUCACUUAUAAAGGAGUGUUGGUCAACCGUUCCAAAAGAGCGUUUAGCUGCUCCCGAGUGUGUAGCUAAAUUGGACAUCAUAGCUCGACAUGCAUCGUAGAUGAAUAAAUCCAGUUUAUAUUCCUAAGUAUGAAUUUUACAUAAUUUUACAUUAACGAUAAUCAUAUAUUAAUCGAACAUUAUUUGAAGGCAAAAAAUAUUUUGUCGGGUGUUUUUUAUAUAUUAUUAAUUUUUACGUUCCAUUCAUUUUAUCACGACCAAUGUCGUACACGGGGUUUGUGAGAAAAGGAGCCAAUUUUAGGUCCUUCUGCUACAUGAAAGAAGAAAAUUAUUUCUGAAUCAUAAUUCUUAAGAUAGGUUUAAACACCAUGCAGGCUGGCUACGCUACUGCAUGGCUUUAUGCUUGGGGCGAAUAUUAUAAUUAAUGCGUUUUCAUACAAUUAAGGUACGUGAUUAUUUGAAAAAAAUCCGUUGCAGAAGAUUAGUAGGCCUACAUUCUUUUAAAAACGUCAACAAAUAUCUGACAACUUCACGACGAUUUUAAAGAAACGAAGUUUUAUGCAAAAUAUAGCUAAGCAACGUCCCGUACAUUGUACUUGUUUAAUCCAAAAGGAUGUAAUUGUUUCAUGGCUAUUUCAUUGGUCACUGUGACAAAAGAACUUCGUCCCAUUAGGUGACUAUCGUGCUAUGAUAAUUUGAUAUCGCUCGACCUUUGUUUUUGUGUCGUUUUUGUUUUCCACUGACACGCCAGUAUUAUCGGUAUCGAACCCACUAUCUAAUGUUCCAUGCUAAAAAAUGUUUUAAUUGAUUAUUUUACAACCAAUGCAAUCGCACUAACCUGAAAUAUCUGUAAAGUAUUUCUUUUCUAAAAAAACUCCUUUUCCUGCACCCAGUGUAGACAUUAUAAUUAUCUAUAUUAUAAGGGAAGUCUGAGUAUUUUCAUUAAAGACCAAAUAACGAUAACGAGUAAUGUAAGGUAUCAUUCUAUGUGCGUUUUGACUUCAUUUUUAAUCACCACCAGAAAUUAUCGUAUUACCAGCGAAUGCGUUAUAUUUACGAUGUAUAAUGUUUUAUAAUUGGAAAAAAUUGAUAUAAAUAAACCAAAACUCGUUUUUUUAGAAAUUGAGAAACGAAAACCUUUACUGGCAACAUGUAUAAGACAUGUUGAUGACACACUGUUUUGGCCAAAUUUUUCGGACAUUAAAAACCAAGGCUAAUUUAUGGAUUUAUCUAGUUUCGUGAUCGCAAAGAAUUGGUUUAUAUCGCUUGUUAAAAAACUUUGUGGUUAAAAACUACCGACAGUUUAUAAUUUUGCAAGAGACUAAAGCCCCAUUCACAUGCAUGCACGGUAACGGAUUGCCAUUGGAACAUGUGAGGUUUUGAAGUUUAAUAAUAAUGUACAAAUCCUGAAUAAAUAUAUGAAUGAAAUCACUCAAAUUAAUAAUCAUUUGCUCGUCAUGAUUGCUUCAUAACGGCAGACGAAGAUCAUGCCGAAGAUCAAGCAAGUCUGGCAACACAACCUAAAAGCAGUAAAAUAAAUUUCAUGCAGGAUAGGUUUACAAGUUUCACUAGCGUAAUAAAAUUAAUAUUUGUAGCAUAUCGCGGAGGAACUAAACAUCUGCCAACUUUAAAAUAUUGUGACUAAUGUAGCAAAAUUCUAUAUUUGUUUUAUGGUUGUUUGGCCCAGGUGUAUAAUUUCAACAAUGUAAUAGAGCAUAUAUAGAAUAUAACAAAAAUUAACCGUAUACUAUUCCUACUGAAGAACUGUCGCAUCAAUUGCUAUAUAAACGCUGGUCAGAUGGACUGUUUAAAGAAACACACUUUAAUUGAUGACACUAAAAUCGAAUAAUGCUUACAUUCUAUGGAGUUAUCGUUGUUUAGUGCUGUAUCUAAAUAAUUCAUACAGUACAAUUUGCAUAUAGCUAAUUGAUUAUCUUUAAGUAAUGUAAUGUAGCAUAAUUUAGCACUACAUAUUUUCUUUUCUGUAACUAUGUUUAUUCCUAUUUGCACUGAUGGUAUAUACAUUUAUAGGGAGUUCUUGCAGGGUAAUUGUUUCAUUCAGUUGUUAA